Telopea speciosissima is the source of this 670-nucleotide messenger RNA. Its product is annotated as mitochondrial import inner membrane translocase subunit Tim9. The coding region runs from base 60 to 341 and encodes 93 amino acids. The transcript is spliced from 2 exons. The record is from RefSeq and is a predicted model, not a curated record. NCBI's taxonomy places the organism in Eukaryota, Viridiplantae, Streptophyta, Magnoliopsida, Proteales, Proteaceae.
GGUUUAAGGUUAGCCGCGCGUUAGGUCGUCGGGAAACCUAAGUCGCUCGAUCGAAGAAGAUGGACAAGAGUAUGCUUGGAGAUCUGGAUUCUCUACCGGAAGAAGAUAAGCUGAGAAUGUCGGCUAUGAUUGACCAGCUUCAAAUUCGUGACAGUCUAAGGAUGUAUAAUUCAUUGGUGGAGAGAUGUUUCACCGACUGUGUGGACAGUUUUCGGCGCAAAUCCCUAGAUAAGCAAGAAGAGACAUGUGUCCGCCGGUGUGCUGAGAAGUUCUUGAAGCACUCAAUGCGGGUUGGCAUGAGAUUUGCAGAGCUCAACCAAGGAGCAGCAACACCAGAUUAAAUUCUCAAGGCUUCAGGAGUGACCUAGUUACCCAGGAGUACCAUUUUACUAGAAUUUUUUUUAAAAGUUUUAAUUCUGGAUGAGAAAAUGUUAUUUUUCUUUCCUGUUUCAUUUUCCUCAGAAAAGUUGCAGUUAAGAGUAUAAAAUUUUCAGCUUUGUUUAUGGGAAACCUUGAGCAUUAAGGGAUCUCAUAAGUUGUUGCUACUACCUCAUAGGAGAUCUAAUAACUUGGAGUAAGAUGACUUUUAUCAUCAAAAACUUGGAGGAAGAUGGACUUUACAUUAUUCCCAUAUGUUGGAUUAAUGAAAUGAAUUUCAGUAUUUAAGUGC